Molecule: messenger RNA, 3737 nt
Organism: Microtus oregoni (creeping vole)
Lineage: Eukaryota; Metazoa; Chordata; Mammalia; Rodentia; Cricetidae
Gene: Tmem196
Product: transmembrane protein 196
Exons: 6
Coding region: 652-1245 (197 amino acids)
Source: RefSeq, a predicted model, not a curated record
UCAUAGUGAUGAGAGAGAAUCAGAUUAAGAAAGAGGACAACGACGGAGGGGGGAAAAAGAGACAAUCAGUCACGGUUGCUUUUUCUAGCCACAAACAAGUGCUAGAAAUGUGGUGCUGAGUAUCAUCCACCUGCUCUGCCUGGAGACCUAGGAAUUCACAGAAGCACUUUGCACUGCCAGGAAAACAAAGAAGAGGAGGCGAGAGGACUGGCGGAGAGGGAUUGUGCUUUUAGGAAGCUAAGCUCGCUUCCUCCGCUGGGAAACAGAAGGAAGCCUGAGAGGUGCCGGGAGCUCCUGGGAGGCGAGAAUCUAGACACAGCAGAACUCUGGACAGCGCCUUGAGAGCUGCCUGGGUUCACAUUCGGCUCCCCAGAGCUCAGUUCCCCAUUGUCGGCUUCUGGACUCCCACGGAUCGCCGGCGGUUGCUGUUUGAACGUACCAGGGGUUGGAGCAGCUCUUUCUGGCCUGGCCGCAAAAAAACGGUUUUCUGGCUCUGGAAAUCCAGACCUUGUGAUUUUGGUGGUGAAGAGAGAAAAGUUUGAAGAUUUGGACUGUGGUAGGGGGUGGAAGGGGCUAAGGAGGACUUUGGAAGAAAGAAAUUGGAUGAUUGGCUUCUUUCUCUGAGCUGGAAGGAAUGAUGACCCAAGGAGGAUGUGCACCAGCAGCCAGAUCAUUGGGAGCCUCUUAGUGCUCUCUGUGCUGGAGAUAGGGCUGGGAAUGUCCAGCGUUGCCGUGGGGGCAGUCAGCUUCAGCCUGGCCCUCCGAGAGCAGACACCGCAGCUUGGAGACUCGUCCCCGGUAUGGAGCGGGGUGUGUUUUCUUCUUUGUGGCAUAUGUGGAAUACUGUGCGCCAAAAAAAAAUCAGGACUUGUUAUGAUCCUCUUUUCAGCUUGUUGUAUCUGUGGGCUCAUUGGUGGCAUCCUGAAUUUUCAGUUUCUUCGGGCAGUCACAAAGAAGACUUCAUCAGUGUACCCACUGCACCUCGCAUCCAUGUCUUUGGCAUGUAUUGGCAUUGGGGGAUGUACUCUGUCUUCCUGGCUCACUUGUCGUCUAGCCAGCUAUGAGCAAAGGAGAAUGUUCUCAGAAAGGGAACAUUCCCUGCAUCAUUCUCAUGAGAUGGUUGAGAAAAGAUUGAGAGCUAUUGAAAUAACCGACUUGCCCAGCUGUCCGAUGGUGCCCCUGACACCAGAGUUACCUACAAGGCAUGAUGAUUUACACCUAGAAUAUCAACAUUCAGAGAACUGAGGCAGAAGGAUUGCAAGUUUGAAACAACUCUGAGGAAAUGACAGAGAACAUGAGCAAUGGAGGACCACAGCUGAUAUUUAAUGGAAGAGUACAAUCACUGUUUUAAAGAAGUGAAAAAUUUUCAGGUUGUUCAUGAAGUAGGAGAGGUUGAAGUCUUGGGAGCUGCAGUUAAAACAUUUGUUGCAUUUACAGUUAUUUCUCCUGAGCAUCCACUAAAAUUAUUCCUUCUCAAUUUUGCCUCACAUACCAUCAGCCUUUUCUAUAGGGUAAAAACUUUCCAGAAACAUUGUAGAUUUUAGUCUCUUCAGAAGUUGUUCUGAAAAAGACUCUUCCAGAAAACUAAAUGAAACAGCUAUUAUUACUACUAUACACAAACAGCAUUUGACUAGCAUGAGCUUUUAUGACUAAUUCAAAAGUAAACACAUAAAGAACUAACAAUAACAUAUUAAUGUCUUUGUUUUGAAAGACUACUGACUUCAAUUAUAUUAAGAAUCAAAGCCUCAGUAAUGCCUUGUUGUAACAUUGUAAUUAAUUUCAGUUUGUGAAUGAACUACAUUUCAUGGUUUAUUUGUAAACUACAAAAGGUGCAGCAUAAAAGGUGAAAUUUUAGUGAAAGAAUAUUAAUCUGUAUGAUAUUUUUUCACUUUUGCACAAAUUAAAAUAUUGUUCAAGACAAAUAAGUAUGUUUUCACCAUACUGUGCAGAUUCAUCUGCAUGUUCAUGAGAUAAUUUAAAAACAAAAUAUGUGUUAUACAUAGAUGUAAAUAUACUGUAAAUAUAGAAAAUACAUGCAGCAUAUAUUUAUAGCUACAUGAAUGUAAAUAGAAAAUAGUAAAUAAGUUGUGUGGGUAUGAAGGUAGUCUAUCAGUUAUAGGAAGAACAUUAAUCAAAGAUUUACAAGACUAUAAGGUCACAGACUUAGUUUCUACUCUUUCUGUCCAUUUUCUUCUUUUUGUUAAGUAUAUUGUAUGUAGAUAGAAUUGUGGCUUACAUUUAUAGAGCUGAGUGACUUGAAAACUGAAUCAUAAAUUACAUAGUUAUUGGGCAUAUUACUGUGAUCAUGGUGUUAUAUAAAAGUAAUUUUCAAUAUUUAUUUAUAAAUAUAACUUUAAUCUUAUAUCUCUAUAUUUAUAAACAAAAGUUAUUUAAGUGUUUUGUGUCCUUUGAUGAUUAAUAUAAAAUAAUACAGACUGGUCAUAUUUGGGCAGGUGUAUAUUGAAAGCAUCUGAUGGUAUUCUCAGUAUAAGAAAAUUGAAAGAUAAACUGACUUUCAUAUAGCUAGAUUCAAAUCUUCUCUUCCACAAUGGAACAAUAAAAUAACAACACAAUAUGUAUAAAUGAGGAAAUAGCAUGGACUUCAAGAUGUUUCUGAAAAUUAAUUUCUGCCAAUCUCCAAAGUAAUAUUUUAAAAUAAGUAACACUUCACUAUAUAUUUUUAUUACUUGCCAAAACUAAACAAAUUUCAACUCAUUUUUAUGAGUUAUUCAAUUGCAGGAAACUUCAUACCUUUAUUGCUCAGUAUAAGAAAAGAUUAUAAUCACAAGAAAGACAGGAGCUUUUAUUGUGCUAACAAAACAGCAAUAAUUUGGUCUAUGAGCCUUUGACAAGGCUGUUGAAUUUAACUCCACAGAAAAUUAUGACUGAACAGAAAUAGCUGCCCUCUACUUGUGUUUUGGUAUAGUUUUGACUCUUCCCACAAUUGUUUGGAUACUUCAUCUUCUGGUAUAUUGCAGAUGGUGUCCAUAGAUUCAAUCUUAAAUAAUGAGUAAGUAUCAUAACUAUUCAUUUCAUGCCACAUAUAGACCUAUUUCUCACUAACUAUCUAAACUGUAAAAUGUGGAGAUCUCAUGUAUUUUAACAAAUUGAGGCAGGAGAUAGCUUCAUCUUUAAGUGAGAAACAACUGGCUCUAACUUUGGUAGAUUUCUCUGUAGACAUUUUAUAAAAUUCAGAAUCAAAAUACAUCAACACAUUUAAUGUCAUUUGAAUUUAUUUUUAAAGUACAUAUUAAAAGAUCAAAAUGUGGUAUCCCUGCUUUGAAACACAGCUAAGAAGAGAUGCAAACACUUCAGUUAUCUAAAUAGUUCAGUGUGUGUGUUUUUAACCAAUUUUAAACUGUAAUUAUUUCAAGUCAGUGUUUCUUGAGUUCCAUUGGGAUUAUUUACUUGGGAUAUGAGGUGAUUCUUGAGAUAAGUAGAGGGCAUUAAGACAUUAUGUAAGUAAUUAAAGUUUUAAUUUUGACCAAAAACUAACAAGGAAUCAAAAACAUUAAUGCCUACAUAAUAGUUUUAGUACAUACUUACCCUUGAGGAAACAUAAAGUUAUACUAAAUUAAAAAUAUAUGUAAAACUGAUUUGGAGUAUGCUUUACAUACAAAAAGAAAAAGUUGUCAUUUAUUGAAAAUUAAAAAAUAUUCAUAUGUUUAUAUGUGUGCAAUAUACACACAACUGUUUUGAAGUGGAAUGUUGUAUGAUGACUCCUGAUGUUUACAUAA